ACCGAAUUCCACAACCUCGGGCUUGGUGGAGGCCGUAAGACAGGGACUAACAUGUGGCUCUUAAAUCACCAGCCCUCCUUUCAUUGGGAGCGAAACAGGCAGAUCAUAUUCUACCUACGACCAUUUGUCCAGCAACAGAUACCAUAAUAACAUCGAAUCGAUUCGAGAUCAUGUCAGCGGAACCAAAAAAUGAGCAUGCCCUGUCCCCUACGGAGGAGCUUAGCGUCGGGACGCCCAACCCCGACUUGGAGAGCCAGACCAAGGAUAAAGUAGAGUCAGUAUCCGCAUUCAAGGCCCUUGGAUGGCUUGAUCGAUUUCUCGCUCUAUGGAUCCUCCUGGCCAUGACAGUUGGCAUUAUCCUAGGCAAUUUUGUACCCUCAACGGGACCGGCGUUACAGAAAGGCAAAUUUGUUGGUGUGUCAGUGCCAAUUGCCAUCGGCCUCCUCGUUAUGAUGUACCCAAUUCUAUGCAAAGUCCGAUACGAGUCACUGCACAAGCUUCUAGCGCACCGCGAGAUGUGGAAGCAGAUCAUGUUCAGCAUCGUCAUCAACUGGGUGGUAGCACCUUUCCUCAUGCUCGGUCUCGCUUGGGCCUUUCUCCCUGACAAGAGCGAAUUGCGUAUUGGUCUAAUUCUGGUUGGUCUUGGGAGAUGUAUUGCCAUGGUUCUUAUUUGGAAUGGCCUGGCCGGCGGCGAUAACGAAUACUGCGCUAUACUUGUUGCGAUUAACUCCAUGCUCCAAAUGGUCAUUACCGCACCUCUCGCCGUGUUCUUCAUUCGAGUUAUCAGUCAUGAGACUGGCAUCAACGAUGUUUCAUACGAGGUGGUUGCUACGAGCGUCGCGGUUUUCCUUGGAAUUCCACUUGCUGCCGCGAUCGUCACCCGCUUUACACUGCGCAUGACGGCUGGGCCCGAGUGGUACGAACGCGUCUUCCUCCGGUUUGUGGCCCCUUGGUCUCUGAUAGGUCUACUAUAUACCAUUCUUGUCCUUUUUGCAUCGCAAGGACGUCAGGUGGUACACCAAAUCGUCUCGGUCGUCCGCGUCGCUGCCCCGCUCGUGGUUUACUUUAUUUCCAUCUUUUUCGUUACCCUUUUUAUCGCUCAUCGUAUGGGCUUCAGUUAUCCCCUCACUGUAACGCAAAGCUUUACCGCUUCAAGUAAUAACUUCGAAUUGGCUAUCGCCAUUGCAGUUGCUACCUUUGGCCCCGAUAGCGACCAAGCACUCGCAGCAACUGUUGGACCACUUAUUGAAGUGCCCGUUCUACUCGGUCUGGUAUAUCUCAUGCGAUGGGCACGGAAAAGAUGGUCGUGGAACGUAUAAUGGCCAUUCAUACCUGGUAGCUUAUAUCAAGGCUUAUGCAGGACUGUUUGCACAGAUAAACUUGUAGGGUUACACGGUGGAUUCGUAUCCAAUAGAUUGGAUUGUACAAAAAUGGACCGGGCUUGUUGUGUUUAGACUUGAGAUAAACAAAAUAGAAUUAUGUGA
Messenger RNA from Fusarium redolens, 1484 nucleotides. RefSeq names its product sodium bile acid symporter family-domain-containing protein. The record is from RefSeq and is a predicted model, not a curated record. Gene Ontology annotation, molecular function: arsenite transmembrane transporter activity; antiporter activity; antimonite transmembrane transporter activity. The transcript has 4 exons. Gene Ontology annotation, cellular component: plasma membrane. Gene Ontology annotation, biological process: arsenite transport; antimonite transmembrane transport. Bases 171 to 1319 code for a protein of 382 amino acids. NCBI's taxonomy places the organism in Eukaryota, Fungi, Ascomycota, Sordariomycetes, Hypocreales, Nectriaceae.